GUGGAUGAACGCGCGGCCGCGCGCCGCCUAAAUCGAUACGUCUCCGUUUUUACACUUCCAAAUCGAAUAUUAUUUAAGAAAAAAAUCUACGUACGUACUAUAAUAUAUAUUUUUUAAUAAAUGAAUGUAGAUUCGCGUAUUGUCACAUUUAUUGUCGUUUUCAUUAAAGUGCCUAUGCCGUAAAUGAGUGCGACGCAGAUUGUUUUAUGAUGGAGUAGUGUUUACCUCCAAAUUGUCAUCGUCAGUUUACAUUUCCGUACUUUUGUGAGUGUAAGUGAAAUUAUAUACGAGUACCUAGAGUAUCUUGGGAGUCUUACAAUAUGACAGCAGCACCGGCGGCAUCGUGUAUGAGCACUGAACACGGAUGCGUUAUGUUCGACUGCCUUGUUCAUCUAUGGGAAUGGCUCGAUCCUCCAUCAUCACAGACACAGUUCCAAAUGGAGAAUAAAAAGGCAGCGCCGGCAACACAACAACCUUUUGCACAUCAACAUCUUAUGGCACAUCACGUACACCCUAAUGGGAUGUAUUCUCAACACCAUCCGCAACUAUCAGCCCACCUCACGUCUACACAAACAGAUCAAAUACCACCGAAUGGCGUCAUGCAUCAGUUAUUACAAAGUCAGUAUCACUCAAAUUUAGACGCACGAUCGCCACUAUUAGAAAACAGACAUGAACAGUAUGGCAGUGCGUACUGUCAAAACCAAGAUUACGGAAGACAAUAUGGAGUCAAUGAUAAUUACAACAAUUACCAGCAGUCACCUCCAAGACCCGAACGAUCUGAAGUCUAUCUAGAUCAUAAUGUGAAUAGCUCACUCAACCAAAAUAUAUCAGCAGGUUACAACGUGGAAGUUUAUCAAGAUUAUUUAAAACGCAACCCACCGAAAGAUUCAAACCAAAUUUACCAAAACCAUCAGCCUACGUAUAGACCAAAUGCAAACCAAUACAGCUCUAAACCAUAUUUACCAUACUCUAAUAGAAUAGGGCCCCAAAGCAAUACAGAGUUGUUACGAAAACAGUACAACGAAAUUCAGCAGAUGAAAUUGCAGCAACAAAUUCAUUAUCAAAACCAGGCUCAGAUGCACCAACAACAAAAGUUCGCUGAGCGACAACUUCUUUUACAGCAAAUUCAUGGGGUUCAGCCACCUCCCAAUUUACAAAAUAGUAUAUAUUCAGAUAGUUCUUACCGUGAUUUAGAUAGAUAUAGUUCUAAAAAUGAUUAUAAGGAUUAUAGCAGUCCAGAAACACCAAAAGACAUAGAAAAGUAUGAGAAGAACAAUGACUAUCGCGAGGUGGAAAAUCGUAACCGUCAGUACCAAGAGCCUCAGUGGCAACACAAUCAACAAACAGAAUACAGAGAACAACAUGAAGUUCACAAAAGGCUAGCAGAAGGAGACAAAGGAAUCAAUAAACCCUCAAAUUCAGCUGGUCAAAAUCAAAAAAAUAACGUAGUUUCCCCUAUGAAGUCAACAAGCGAGUCCAGUUCUCCAAGUGUGAAGUCACCGUCUUCAGAGAGCCGGAGAAGUAGCAGCGGAACCCAAGCACUGAGAUCACCAACGGCUCAACGAAUACCAUCUGCCCCGGUAACAGUAGCCGGUAUUUUGUAUAAACAAGGAUCGGAUGGCCUAAAAGUAUGGCGCAAGAGAUGGUUUGUGUUAUCCGAAUACUGCUUAUUUUACUAUAAAAGUCAAGAAGAGGAAAAGUUGCUGGGGUCCGUUUUGUUACCUUCAUACAAAGUGUCCGUUUGUACCGCAGAAGACAAAGUACUCCGAAAGUUUGCGUUCAAAUUAGAGCAUGCAAAUAUGAGAACAUAUGUACUGGCAGCACCCGACCAAGAAGCCAUGAUGAAGUGGAUGAAGGCUUUGACGAUGGCCGCGGUCAUGCAAACUCCCAACGAUCCACCACACAGUCGAAACGAUUUGUCCACUACCAAAGCAGAGGACGGCGAAGAUAUACCGAUGUAUGCGAAUGCACCACCAAAACCUAGACGCUCCAAUGAGGGAUUUAAUUCGCCAAGCCCGGACAUGUACGAUCCAAAUUAUGACCUACUCAAAAAACCGGCCUCGCAUUACAGCCAAAGCAUCAAUCACAUACGAAACCAAGAACACAACUACUCGAGCACAACUCAAGACCAGAUUUAUACACAAAGUCCACAGUCACCGUCGCAACAACAACGCACACAUCACCAGAAAAGACCAUACGAUUCGCACAAUCUCUCGUUGCCAUUAACGAACAUCGCAAUGGAUCGAUUAGAGAACGAGCCGAGCACGUCAACGAAUGAUUUUAAUUCCCGGUCUUUUGAUAGGAGUCGAGGACUGCAGGACCAAUCUCAGGAGCAGCGCAAUAAAAACGAACAAAUUUACGAGCGACAACCGCAAAAGAAUCCGUUCUUGCACGGGCCAACCCCGAAAACGGGUAGCUCGUAUAAUAUCGAUAUGAAUGCGCAGAAUCAAAAUUAUCAGACGAGAGGAAGUGAUAUACCACAAUCGGUUAAUAGAGAUGAUCAUUCAGGAGCGAAUUUGACGCCGAAUCCGGUUGAGUCCGCCAGGGAUUUGUAUGGAGAAUUAGAUUCUCGGGUGAGUAGAUCUAAUAGCGCAGCCAACGAGCGGCUAUUGAUGGAGAGGCGAACUCCUGACGCGUACGGUAGAUCUACGACCAUGUCGUCCUACAAUAAAGAGAAGACGGGAGAUUACGAAGAUAUAUACGGCAUUUACGGAGUGGAAAACGAUUAUGGUAAAAUGACCACUAAAUCGUCAAGCAUUAAUGAAACUAAAGAUAAUGCCAGCAGUCACCAACAUCAGUUGCAACACAAUGUUCAAGAGAAAACAUUUAGUGGCCCGUCAGUUCUGAGGAAGAAGAAAAUGCAGUCGAGCGGUAUUCAACCACCGAUGCCUAGACCACAUAGCGCUGAUUUUCUCGAAUACGAAGCGAAGAAUGAAAUGAAAAAUAAAUCUAUGCCAACGAGGACAGUCCACGAUCAAACUCGGCAGCCGCAAAGGCCAAAAUCUAGUCUCGACAUCAAUUCCUACUACGACCCCAGCUCUGAGACAUAUUAUUCGGAGGAGAGCUACGCCGAAAAAAUGCGGCAGUCGGUCCAAUAUUUACAACAAGGAAUGAGGGCUCGUAACAUGGAGAUACCUUUGGCGAAGUACGCAAGCGGCCUCGCCCAAAAGCAGUUGAGUACCGCCUAUUCUCAAAUCACAAAUCAUAACUACAACCCUGAUUUGAAUACGGCGAAUAGGCUUAGUCGUGAUCAGGUCAGUCAUAGCUCGAAGUCGGACGUGGAAGCUAUGAACUCGAAUUGGACAUUGAAAGAAAAGAAUGCCGAAAAUCAAAAAGACUACAUGAACAGAAGUGGAAGUGUAAUGAGCGAUGGAUCUAAUGCGAGUGCAAUGGUCAAGGAUGCUAGUAGAUACGAUCCAAAUGGCGAAAGUUUUUUGAGGUCUGCAAGUGCUAGGCUACCGUCAGCAACGGAAAAGGAAGGCGAUAAGAAAGUGCAACAGCGCGAAGAAUCAAUGAAGCGUUUAUUAGAAUGGAAACAGCGAAUGUUACAAUCUCCGUUGACGAGAAAAAGUACACCGGCCACAAUAUCUCUGGCUCGUUCUUUGAAUCAAAGUCGACAGUCGCUACGAUCUGAUCAGUAUAAGCCGAAGACAUUUUCUAACGCUUCGUACAACAGCUACUCUUCUGAUGAUGAAGCUUCUAUGACAAUGUCAAGUAACUUAGAACAACGCAUGAAUAACAGUUCAAAUAAUCAACAAGCAUUGUCAAAGAAAGCUUUUGUCGGAAGUAAUACUUCAAUUGGAAGAAAUAACAGAGAUACUAAUAUACCCGUACGCGCUGUGAGUCCAAGGGUGAGAUGGGUGGAAGAUAAGCCACCUGCUGAUACCUACGGCUCCCAACAGAUGUCGACUUCGCAGCAAAAUUUAUAUGCAUUGGCUACUGAGGAUUCGUGGGCAAUGACAAGAUCACCAUCUAGAGCUUCUCAGCAGCCAAUUAGUGCUGUUAGCCCAAGGGUUCGAAGGAAUAACGAGAACAACGAAAUGCAAAGAGGUGUUCAGCAACAUGGUCAGAUAGAUCAAUUUGGUGAAAUACCAACCGCUGGUGAAUUGCUUGGUCGCACACACGAAGAGCUGGUGUUGCUGUUGAUACAGUUAAGAAGACGUCAUGCAGCAACGCAUCGAGCUAUAGAACAGUGUUGUGCACAAAUUAGUAGUAUCGAGGAAUGUUUGAGCUCUUUGAAAGCCGCAGAACGAGACGAGAGUCUGAAAAGAUUGGAACAACUGAAAAUGCAAUUGAUGGAAUUGGAACAUCAGUAUGAAAAAAGCAAACCUUUGGUCCAGCUAGUGGAUAAUAUGGUAAAGCUGGGCUCAUUGUAUAACAGACCGGGAUCUACUAUAGAACGGCUGGAAAGGAACCAGAGACUGAGACAAAAAGUUUUGGCCGAACAUGCUUUAGAACAACAAAGAUGGUUAGAGAGUGUGGCUGCAGGCAAGCCCCUAGAAACAGAAGCAGCAAGAGCGAGAGUAGCAGAAUUGUGGUCGCUGGAACAGGAACUGGCACACGAAGCCGAUAUACUGCAAGGAUUCAAGUCGAAUAAAGAUACUAUUGAGAAUUUGCUAUCAGGUGUCCGUGAUAACGUGCAGACUCACAAAGCUAAUAAUGUUUAUGAAGGAAAUGCCGGUCCGGGUCGAUCGAAGGCGGUUCCAGGCGAAGACUUGGAAGCCGAACUGGCCAGAGUACACGCGAUGUUGGCGCACAAUUCUAAGGUUUAUAAGAAACUGGAACAAACAGUGGCCGAUAAUGCGCGUCUCGAACGAGAGUUACACCAGCUCCGACGCGCGCUGCAGGCUCGCCGGGCCUCGGCGCCCGCGCACCCCACUGCGAUGCUUGAAGACGAAGUGACCAGAGUCCAGCAACUAGUGUCAGCUCUACAGCGACAGCGGCAAGAGUUGAGUAGAGCCGUGAGACAUCUCACACAACAGUCUCAAGCAUUGCAGAACACGCAGGACUCUAACCCUGGUAAAAACCGGUCUAUGUCGUCAUGGCAAGAGACCAAUUUAGACACUGGACACACGAUCGACCACGGCCAUUCAGAUUACGAAUACGAAAGCCCCCUACUGCCUCCGGGAUACUACGACCCCAACCACGUGGUCACGCCCUUAUAUGUGGACACGGGAGUGCCCACGCUAGAUGUGACGUCACCGCAGAAUGACGACAUGCACGGAGGCUUCGCAAACCUAUCCAACGUCGAGAAGCAGGAGAUCAAAACGGUACGCAUCGUCAAACGUGAGAGCGAAAGACGCCAACGCGACCGCGAACGUUCCUUACAGCCAAUGUCGGAUUGGCCCAACAAUGUUACGGCCAACAUCGAGCAGUUACUCGAGGAGGAGCUCGCGCAGCCCACCAACUACUCGAGGGCUGCCUCAGUCCCGCGAACCGAAUACAAAUACGACAACUACUACACCAGGCCCCAACCCGCGCCGCACGUUCGAUCCAAUGACAAAAACCCAGACCUCAGUCCCAAAUACGUGUCAAGUCCGUCUUUGUCAAAUUACGAUUAUUCCCGCGACAUCUCCUCGCUGAGCAGCAGCUACAACAAAAGCUACGAUCGUUCCGGUUACGACAGGACCAUUUCUCUUUCGACUCAGUACCUGAACAGUCCCACGGAUAGUUCUAGAACGUUGACCAACGAUCCGCUGUCGAAGACCAGUAGCAUCGUCAGCCUGACCAGGUCCAACAUGGAGUUGUCCCCUAUAUUCAAGAGCGAGGCGGCCAAGCAGAUCAUUACGGAGAUGUCUUCGGAUGCCCCUAAGAACGGUUCGUUGCACAGAAGACAAGUACCGAAAGAGAAGAGGCGGCACAACACCGCGCCUCAUCACCUCAGCGCGAAGACUCUCUAUGAAAUACCCAAAGAUACUCCCAAUCAAGACACGAUGGCGCGGUCUGUGGACGACGCGGACAUGGAGCGCGCGCUGCGCGGGGCGGCGCCGGACGUGGUGCGCUCGGCGCUGCCGCCGCGCGACCUGCGCCGGGCCGACAACACCAUCGACCAGCUGCUCGCCGCGCCGCAGAAGAUCGUCAUUCCCGAGAGAUAUAUCCCAGAAAAGCCACCAGAGCUGUCUCCGGAAGAACAGCAGAAGAGACAAGAGAAAGUUGAAUCGAUCAAGAAGAUGUUGACCAGUACGUCUGCAGAUCAGAGCAAGAGCCCGCAGCCGGAGGAAAAGCGGCGGCGCGAGCAUCUGCUGCAGAUGAACCAGAUCCUCGCCAAGCAGGUCACCGAGAUGAGCAAAAUUAUCGCCGUGAAAGCGUUGGAGGAGCUGCCGCUAAAUCAGAGUGACCACGAGGCGGAGGAUCGUUCGCCGGACGUCGAACUACCGAUUUAUCAACAGCGCGACAACUUUUUCACAUAAAAACCCACAGAAUAUUAAUAAAUCUUUCAAAUCAACGUAUACUAGACGAUGACGGAUUUUUUUUUGAUAACGCCAUCUUGGUUAGUUGCCCUCAAUUAAGAAAAAUAGUAUUAUUAUUCGCCAAUAGAUGUCGGGAAGAGUUGAUUAUUGAAAACACGAAUAAAACAACAUUCUCUGAAAAUAAAUCGUAGCUAGAUCGAUUUAUCGCCCCCGAAAUCACCUGUAUACUAAAUUUUAUGAAAAUCGUUGAAGCCGUUUCCGAGAUUCAGAUUAUAUAUAUACAAGAAUUGCUCGUUUAAAGGUAUCAACGUAUAUCUAUGAGUGUUGAACUUAAAAUAAACGAACAUAAUUCCCAAAUCUCUAAUUUAAAUAUUACCAUUUCUUAAUUUUAUUCAUCUGUGUUGAUCCUUUUUGAUCUGGUAUGAAUUUUUAGCGCUCAGUGGGAUAUAGAAAUCACGUUUCGUAUAAAAAUUACUCACACAUCUCUAUGUGUCUAUAACGUAUACACGCUUGCAAUGAAGCCUGAGCUUUAUAUUUAUAUCGAACAGUGUAAUCAAUCAAUUAAUGAUUUAGUAUAGGUAGUAAUGCACCGGCUUCUGAAUACAGCGUAUCGUAUUUUAUCAUAAUAUUAGAUAUCGUCUCAGGAAACAACUGUUGUAUGGAUCGCAUUAGAUGUGACCGAAACUGCUGGUAAUAAUAGUACCUUCUAUCGUAAUCUAGUAAUCAUUUGUAUAUCAAUAUGUCAAUUUAAGAUAUCAAAUACUCUUGGUUGAGGAACUGGUCAAAUAUAUGUCAUUUAUUCGUAGAGACGUACUUAACAUAAGGCCUUAUCUACAAGAUGUAAAAAGCUACAUAUUUAAUUAAAAAAUACUUAUGUAUAUACACUCGAAAACCACAUUUCUGAAUCACCAAGUCUCGUCUAUUUCAUUUCUCAAAAAAAAAAUACAAUUUGAAUGUUCAUACAGAAAUGUAUUUAAUUGCUUAAACUUCAGAUAGGUUAUAAGUUGCUAAUCAAAAUCAAACAUAUCUUAUAGUGAUGCGCUGAUUUUAAAGGAAUUGACUUUUUUAAUGUUUGCUCAACGUACGACAUUCCUAUGAUGAUAGUUUACUAACUCAUCGAAUUCUUUUGGUAAAUUUCUUCCCCCAAGUAGUUGCUUCCGAGGACAAAAGUUGCAAUGAAUAUCAAAAGACUUAGAAUUUGUGAUCUAAUUCACGGAAUUAUAUCGUUACGAUUUUUAUUGCGUGUCACUGGAUUUAUUGAAUUUGACCACGAACGCUGUUCAAUCGCUAGGAAAUGAAAUACCUACGUAUGAGUAUCAGUGAGUUGUAUAAUUUAAAUGAUUGCUCGUUAAUUAUAUUCACGGACGAAUAAAAAAUAAUGUAUUAACUUUUAGUAGGUACGAAGUAAUACUUAAACUCUGAACCGUAUAUAUCGAUUAUUAUUUGCUAUGGAACAGCGAGAUCUCCUCGCAAAGGUCUUCUAAUAAAAGUAGAAUUGGAUGUAUGUGGUGGUUAUAAUAAUAUUACAAAUGUUUUUAUUUUUAAAUGCCAUAAUAAUUAAAGUAUUUGUUUCUUUAAAUGAAAGCGAAUGUUGAAUGCGUUUUAGUAUUUUCUUUGUUUUGUAAAAUAAUAUUAUGUUAGAAGUAAAUUAUUUUCUUGUGCUAUAAAAUAUUGUUUAGUUGAAUAAGUUUAGAUCGGUGACAUAAUUGAUUUUCAUACGUGUAUUUUAUACAUUAAAUUUUUUGAACAGGUUUCAUUGAAUCUGUUUAAUUGUGUGAUAUAAUACCCCAAUUUUACUAAUAAGGUAAAAGAUGUCAUUUUUAAUAAUCCCGAGUUAGAAUCUUAUAUCUGUUCGUGUUUUUUUUUAAUAUUUUAUGGCCUGGUAAUGGGUCCUUUACGCCAAGUCUUUUAUGUUCAUAAUUUCUGUUAUAGUAGGAAAUAUGGUAUGAAGCAAAAUGAGAUGUGGUUGAUUUAUUUGUGUAAUCAAUCGGGAUAAAAUUACAUAAAACGAGAUGAGAUGGGAUGAGAUAAGAUCUCAGUAAAACGGUGGUUAUUUACUGAGACUUUAUCAGCGGACUUUUUGGAAGAGCCGUAGAGCUACGUUUGGUAGCUUUGUUCCAUUUUUUUCACAUCUGUGCCCUUUCACAGAUGCUAAAUAGCUAAUAAACCACCGUCAUUAGAUAUUUAAAUGUGAAAAAAAUACUAAAUAAACAAAAUAAAACAAUUCACACAAGUUUGCUCCUUGCGUGUUCCCGCCAAAAAGUUCCAUCGAUACGUUCAAUCUGAGCUUAAUGUAGAAGAUACUUAUUAACUAAUUUGUUUUUAAUGAAUCAAUAGUUUUUUUUUUUAAUACGCAAUACAAAGGAUAUUUGGAGAUACCACCGAAUGUACAGAACAGUAUUUAAAACCAACUAAAUAUCACGUUACUUUGUAAGUUUUUUUUUAAAAUACAUUUUUAAUCUGUGCCAUAGAAUAAGUCUAUGACGGUCCUAAAAAAUUUGAAGGAGCCUAUAUAAUCUGUAAUUAGUAGAAUUUAUCAAUUUUAUAGGGAACUUAUUUAGAUAAAACUUUAAUGAUACGAAUAGCCGAUACAUUAUAGGUUUUGUUCAUAAAAUAUGUAGUCAAUUAAAUGUCUAUUAUAACGAUAUAAAGUACGUAAAAACCUAUUAACUGUCUUUUCAAUAAAUUAUAAGCUUGUAUUAUAUUUAUCAGUAGAAAACUAUAAGACUUGUCAAAUGUAAUCAAAUUUAGAAGGCUGACGCGUUUGUUACGGACGUUUUAAGUUAUUGUUUGCCUUAAAUAGUUUAAUAUGUUCAUUAAUACUAUCAACAUUUCUGUAGGCUUGUAUUAAACUAAUAAGCAUUGUCGAAAAUAGAAAUAAAAAAAACUUAAAUGUGCCGUCGUUAGCCAUGUUGAAAAUUUAAUUAAAUGCUAAUUAAUAUGUUCAAAAAUAAUUUGUAUAAAAUGUACCCAGAACAGUUGACUUGGCCUUAAAUGAGUUGUUAUGUAAGUACCUACAGGGAAUUGUGCAUAUUAUUUUAUAAUAAUACUAUCCUAUUCUAUAGUAGAUCUUGUAAUUAUAGUGCGUAUGUUGUUCACAUCUGAAAAUAAAAGUAAUCCUAGGAAAAAA
Messenger RNA from Bombyx mori (domestic silkworm), 9540 nucleotides. RefSeq lists its product as uncharacterized. Bases 321 to 6410 code for a protein of 2029 amino acids. The record is from RefSeq and is a predicted model, not a curated record. Lineage: Eukaryota; Metazoa; Arthropoda; Insecta; Lepidoptera; Bombycidae. The transcript is spliced from 23 exons.